AUGUUAAUUAUACACUUUAUAUUUAAUUCUGUUGUGAUGUAUCUUUGUUAUAUGAAUAUUUGGAAUCGUUUUGUUCCUUCAUACGAUUGGGAUAAUAAUGGAUUAAAACAAAACCUUAUUCCUUUGUUUAAACAUAAAAGAUUUGUAUGUAUUGUGAAUUGUGCUGAUGUUCAAGAGAGUUUUUGUGAAAGAGGUGCUUAUGCAAUUAAAGAAACAGCUCAUUUGUAUCAUAUUGCAUAUAAUGAAUUGUAUAUGGUUGGAUGUGAUGGAGAAGGUAUUGUUGAGAAAGACAUAAAGAAACAGGAAAGAGCCAUUAAUUUUGGAAAGCAUGUUGGUGUAGAACAUUUACAAUCCAUUAAUUAA
Molecule: messenger RNA, 363 nt
Organism: Entamoeba histolytica HM-1:IMSS
Lineage: Eukaryota; Evosea; Mastigamoebida; Endamoebidae
Exons: 2
Coding region: 1-363 (120 amino acids)
Source: RefSeq, a predicted model, not a curated record